Molecule: messenger RNA, 3628 nt
Organism: Monopterus albus (swamp eel)
Lineage: Eukaryota; Metazoa; Chordata; Actinopteri; Synbranchiformes; Synbranchidae
Product: pyroglutamyl-peptidase 1
Exons: 5
Coding region: 188-820 (210 amino acids)
Biological process (GO): proteolysis
Cellular component (GO): cytosol
Molecular function (GO): pyroglutamyl-peptidase activity
Source: RefSeq, a predicted model, not a curated record
ACGCAGAAGAAGAAGGGGAAAGAAGAAGAAGAAGAAGAAGAAGACGACGACGACUAAGAGGGACUGGUGGUUUGGGUUGUGUUCGGCAGAAGGAGCCGUCAGCUGUGGGGGGUAUCGACUCUCUUUACGGUCCUGCUUCAAAGUAAAGACCGAGAAAACCAUCGGAUCCUCUGCAAUAUUACGGGAGAUGGAUAACAGUAAACGGAGUGUGGUCGUUACAGGUUUUGAACCAUUUGGAGAGCACACGGUCAACGCCAGCUGGGUAGCAGUACAGGAACUGAAGAAGCUCGGACUGGGCAGUGAAGUGGACUUGCACGUAUACGAGGUUCCCGUAGAGUACCAGAAAGUCCAGAGUUUGGUUCCUUCAUUAUGGAAGCAGUAUCAUCCACAGCUGGUAGUUCAUGUUGGAGUCUCAGGUAUGGCCACCACUGUCACACUGGAGAAGUGUGGCAGAAAUCAUGGAUAUAAGGGUCUGGACAACAGUAGCUUCUGCCCUGAUUCACAGUGUUGCAUCGUGGGAGGCCCAGACUGUAUUGACUCUGUUAUUGACAUGGAACUAGUCUGCAAGAGAGUGACUGCCUCUGGGCUGGGAGUAGCUGUGUCUGUCUCUAAAGAUGCCGGAAGGUAUCUUUGUGAUUUCACCUACUACACGUCUCUGUACCUGAGCCACGGUCGCUCUGCCUUCAUCCACGUGCCUCCUCUCGGAAAGCCUUACAGCGGGGAAGACCUGGGUCGUGCGGUGAAGGCCAUUAUCCAGGAGAUGCUGGAGCUUCUGGAUCAGGUUGAGGAGAAGAUCCACUGCCAGCAACAUUUCCACUAAGUGACCUCCAGAUGCCAACCAGCCUCUUCAGCUGUCACCACACAAAAGAAAUUGCACUUAAUCACAAGUAGCCAAACAUCUUUGUUUUAAACUGUUAUCUCUACUUGGACAAAAUGAAAACUUCAGCAUAUAUAUGAUGUUUUGAAUAUUUUGCUUCUCUUUAUCUUAGGUUUUUGCUUCUUGUUUUACUAGGCCUGAUUUGGUAACGUUUUAAUGUCUGCCAAUGGUAAGAUGAUAAAGUGGAAGUUUCAGGACAGCCCUCGGUCACACUGUAACAUAAGCUUUUCUCCCACUCCUGAGAAGCAUGAACCAUUGAUUUUAGAGUGUAAAAUACACAACAUACCCUAGGUUCAACUGUGAAAAUACAGCAGCAAAGUACUACGCAUAUUGGUUUAUGUGCAGAAGGUCAUGCAGAGCGUUUGUAAUGUAGCAGUAAUACAACCUAUAACCCCAAAUGUGACUCCUAUUAUUGCACCUUAUAGGGUUAGGGUUAUUGAGAUAGUUAUAGAAGUGACAUUUGGGGAAAGUGCUAGAUGCACUCUACAUUAUUUUACUUUUGUAAUGCUUAAUCCUCAAACUUUGAGAUUCAGGAUUUUGAGUUUUGCUCUGCCUUGUUUCAUUCAACAGGUGUCAACACCUGUUUCUUGCUAAAUGGUUAAUAUACAUGAUACAUUAUCGUUUAAGUAGCGAAGUUUAGCAGAGAACUGUUUGAUAGCUUCAGUUUCCUUCAGACAUUCUUUUCAGUUGCUCUAAAGCCGAACUGUACUGUUUCAGAUUUGAUGUUGAAUUGUUUCUGGAGUCCUUUUUCUUUAUAAGAAGUUGUAAAUUUGCCUUCUUUUACAAAGGUUAUUGAAAUCAGGGAACGGGUUGGUUCCAACUCAUAUUUCCCCAGUUUGUCGGCCCAGUUCUGACAGGAAAACACCAAAAUCCCCCCCUGAUGAGAUCUGACCCUAGGCUGUGCAGUGUUAUUUUGCAGAUCUCGCUCACUGAUUUAGGACAUAUCCUUUUAUUACUGUUUGAGAAAAUAUUAAGCAUUACACUAUUUACUGCAGAAAUUCAGAUUGCAUGAAGGCAUGUGUAACAUGUACUAAGCAAAAUAUUAUAUAUAUAUUUUUUUGUUUUGUUUUUUUAAUUGUACAUCCAUUAAUGUACUUUUUAAGGAACUGAACAAAUACCAGACGUUAAAGCUGCAUUAAGCCGUUUUUGCAAACAGUAAAGAACCAGAAGACUUGACAGAUUAACACUGAAUCUUCUUGUCACUGUGUCAGUGUUGAGUUCCACACUGGAUUGUGGCACGAAGCUGAAGUCACUGCGCUGCAUUUCUGAGUAGUAACAUUCAUUUUUAAUUUAAACAUUUCACUUCCGGUGAUGUAGGAUCUUUAGUGUGCAAAGAUACCCGCUGGUUUUAUGUUUGUUUUGUUUUAAGCUGUGUAGAAAACUUGCAGUUUUGGAAAAAAAAAGCAAUUUGCAGUUUGUUUUUGAUUUUAAAUUUGAAGGCAAACGGCGAAUUCCUUUCCUUUAUAAAACCAUUCUGUUCCCUUCAUUGAAUCAGAAGUAGCUGCUCAUUUUAUCUGAGAAUUUGAUUCAGUGAAGUAGAACUCUCAGUUCAGUCAGAAUUGGGCCUGGAAUUUUAUUUCUGUAGCACUUUCUUUCUUCUGUAUUUCAUUUUUACUUAAUCUGGAAUUCAGACACCAUUUUUCAAGCAAUGUGAAUGCUUGCAUUUUUAUUUUCAGCCACUUUAACUUGAAAUAUGUAGCUUUCCAUACACAUCCACACCAAGUUUUACUGUUUUCCCCUCAGUGAUUAGAAUUAUGUAUAUGAUAUAUAUUAUGGGUGAGUUAUACUUUCUUUUUCCUAAGCUCUGUUUGUUCUGACCUGUUAAACUCUAGCAGAUUCUUUCACUGCCUGUGAUGGUGCCACUCUGGGUGUAAUGUUCUGUUUUAGGGCUUUUUUUUUAAAUUGAAUUGUCUUCACUGUGUAGAUCGGUGUUUCCCCGGCUGCUGAGUUGCUGUCACAGCCCACACCACCGAACUUCACUUUCAUCAGUUUUACUAGAACAUAUUACAUGGAAUGGUCUGCAUACUGCUUCAGACCCCCAUGCGUCCCUGAUAAAACUCUGUCAGUGGGAAAUAGGGAUGUAGUUUUAAACUGUCAUAGCUAGUCUUAACAAACUAACUGAACAGUGUGUUUUGCAGCAGUAACCAUAAGACCCAUUGUUACGUUUUUAGUUAAAAUAUUUUUUUUUUCUCCUGACACAGGUAAGCUGGCGUCAGUGGGUUCAGUUGCUAUUAUGUAUUAUGCUUUUUACCGCAAUGUAACAUCAUGAACAUUUAACAACUUCUCAGACCUAAAUUAUAUUUUAGCCUUUGUUAUUUAAUGUACAUCUUGGAUGGGGGGGUCUUGUAUGGGAUCAUUGACUGACGGACAGGUUUUAGUUCUGAGUUUGUAGGUGCUGAUGUUUUACUGUGGCUUUGUGAGUGCUGAGAAGUGAAAGGGUUGUAGAGGAGUGGCACCUAAAAUGUGUGCUCACAAAAGUGAAAGCCUCAAGUUUACAAAUGAGGUGACCUCUGACCCUGACUCUCUCCUGUGCCUUGCUGUUGUUUGUGUUAUGAAAAGGCCUUACAAAUUGUCAGAAGGUCUGAUCAAAGAUAUAUUACUGAUGCUAUCCAGUCAGAUGUGCGGCUACCUCAAAAAAAAAAAACUUCUUUAAUGUCAGUGUGUUGUACAGUAACAUUAAGCACUGUUCAAUAAGAAAUUACAGCUUUGCAAAAGGCUUUGAAAUAAAAAGAAUUAAAAGAUUAUAAACAC